Molecule: messenger RNA, 2520 nt
Organism: Marchantia polymorpha subsp. ruderalis
Lineage: Eukaryota; Viridiplantae; Streptophyta; Marchantiopsida; Marchantiales; Marchantiaceae
Source: the annotation of a GenBank genome assembly
GAGGGAGGGAGGGAGGGGGGGAGGGACGCUCUCUGAAUCAGGCGAGUUCAGGACGAGCCUCGAAUGGAAGUGGCAGUGCCCGUGCGACAACAUCGGACAUGCGCAGCUACCUCUCAUUAGCUUUAGCUUUAGCUGAUUAGCUGAGCCGAUCUGAGCCGAGCUGCUGCUGCUGCUGCUGCCGCGGGGCCUGGCGCUGGCGCGCAGGCUGCAGGCGGUGAGCAUUUUCUAGGAGCGCAAUGAAUUCCAGGUGCCUGCGGCAGGCCUAGGCUAGGCCCAGCACCCGCUCUCAUCACUACCGUUAGGAAAUGACUUCAUCCGUCUUGUUUUUCUCAUCCGCGCACGCGAAAGCGCGCAUUUUUAAAAGAAAGAGGCAAAGCGGACGGGGCGCAAAAUCAGCAGCAAAAGGUCGUCGCGGGCGGGCCAGAGCAAACAAAACAAACACUUUCUUGUCUCGCGUCUUCGCCUUUCGCAAGCCCCUGGGCCACGGUGUCAGGUUUAGAUUUUUGGUUGAUUGUUGGUUAUGGCACCAGCCUUUGCUUGCUUACAGUAGCAUCACCAGCCUAAAGCUCUCAAUCCCCCGAGCCCCCGACGAACGAAAUCUCGACUUUCAUUAAGAUCGGAUUUUCCAUUUAAAGCUGCUGCUGCUGCUGCUGCCGCGCUGUAGGCCUGGACAUUCGUCCCAAGGAAGGACCACGUAUUGCAUCGAUCGAUCAAUCGAUCGAUGCGCAAGGGCGAUGUUGUUGGUAGCUGGCAAGGACCCGAGGAUGAGGAGGGAGGGAGGGAACAAGAAAGAAAGCCGAGGACGCGGCAGAGGAGGGCGAGGGGUUGCAGAAGUGGAUACGGUGAAUCUAGAGGAGGGCGAGGGCGAGGGCGAGGAUAAAGGUUUGUCCAGUAGCGGAAAACGAUGAUCGAGGCGAUGGAAGGAAUGAUCCCGCGGCGACGAUUGGACUUUUAAAAUCGCCACUUGGAGAAGCGAGGUAGGUACGUCAUGCCGAGAACAUGUCUGGCCUCCGUCCACGGCGAUGUAUGUAGGCCUAGAGCAGGACGAGCUCGAAAGGGAGAUAUGGCGAAAAGGAACAUUUAUGUCGAUGGGUGUCCUGGCAGGGCGGGGCAGGGCGGAAAACAUAAGAAAUUGCGAGGCCAGGCCCCACCGAAAAGUGGCUGUCUCGGAAUUUUCAACCGUCACUAGUCGACAAUGCAAAUGGUCUCGGUAUCUUUGAAUCGGCGACGCCUUUGUCCUGGCCUUUUCAGCUUUUUCUCGGUAGGGUCGCGCGCAGGCAACGACCUCCACUCGCCACCUGGAAGCCUUCAAUUGCGCUCAAUGUGUGAUCGCUCCACUGUUCGAAUUUCGCCCAAACCUUCGACGAAAGAUCACUGUGCCCUCAUAUCCAUCGCGCUCCGUGUUGCGCCCCGGAAUCUCGCCCCGAUUCCGCCCCUCGCCUUGCGCUUUGUUUGUUUCGCCCCCCACACGCCUGCUUCUCGGCGACAGCCUGCGCGCCUCGAUGCCCGCGCCGACGACACCAGCGCGACGCACCUCGCUUGCUUGCGCGCGUCGCAUUCGCGGGGCAGCGGAAGGCUGCGAGUGGCUCGAGGCCCUAUUUCUCACCUCCCGCCCUUUUCUUCCUCCCUCCCGCCGCUUCCGUCCGCUGUGACUGCCAUGGUAAAAUCGAUCGAAUCUCAAUCAGUGGACGGCCCGCCCGACGAGACGAGAGCUCACAAGGUCCAGGCCGGGGGAGCGAGCGAGCGAGCGAGCCAUCUUCCGAGAGCGCAGCAGCGGCGCCAUGAGGAAGUCGGUGAUGUGAUUUCUUUCUUUCACCGGAAAAGAAACUCCACUCUUUCACGGUGACUUCUGUCCGAAAUGUCGAGGCUCGCCCGCCCCUCCUGAGUCGGCAAGUUGCUCUGUGGAUUUCUUGUGCACGCGAACUCCACACAUGCGCAUGACAUAACUGCCCUCUUGCAAGUGGGCGGGGCUCGGGAUGCUCUCUCUGCUUGGGAAUGUCGAUGAUAAGUUUUCGCGGACCUGCUCGUGCACCGCAAACCCGGCUGUAACUGCGAAGCAGUGAUCCAACCGAAUUACCGAUGUUCAUUCACUUUCUCGUCUUAUUCUCUCGUCGGACCGAUCAUAAUUAAAAUUGCAUCCUUACAUCAGCAGCGGCUCCAAGACCAGAUUUUCCUCACGCCGUGACGUGCGCAGUUGAAUCGGGUCUCGCGGAGAACAUGCCUGCGAGGCUCCGAUCCUUCGCCCCUGUCCGGAGAAACAGAUUGUCGCGGACCGCGCGAGGAGAGGAGACUCUACUCCUCCAAAUGUCAAUGUUGCGCAGUGAGAAAGAAAGAUCGUCAUGCGCUCGUGCACAAAGACUUCUGGCUCGAGAAUUGUACGACUGCAUGCGUCCGAUGUCACGGUCGGUCUGGUCUGAAAGAAUACCAGCGAGCGAGCAUCAACCCUCGGCCCUCGAGGUCUCUUCCUCCCUCCCUCCCGCCGUCCUUCGCGGAACCAAAAGUACAAGCCGACCCGACCCG